GCGAAUACAUGUUUAGAAAAAUUAUGAAUUUUAAUAAUUUAUUAAUUUUGAUUUGUUUGUCAUGUUUUUAUCUUCAGGUGUAUUCAACAUAUAUUGCUGGAGUUUACGAACAGCAUUUGGAUGAUCAAUGGAUCAAUAGAUCCGUGGAGUAUAAUUUAAAAACAUAUAAUUCGGUUGCAUCUGACGCUAAGAAAUUGGGAGUGGAUAUAUUAGUAUUCCCUGAAGAGGGAAUAUAUCCAGAUCCAGAUCGAAAAGCACUUACUAAUUUUUCAUUGUACGUUCCAAAUCCAGUUCAGAAAAUUAGUCCAUGUUAUUACAAUAAUUUUUCUAGCGUGUUGAAAAAUUUAUCGUGCUUAGCGAAACAGUAUGAAAUGUAUAUCGUGGUUAAUGUUAAUGAAAUAUUUGAUUGUAACAAUAUCACACAAAAAGAGUUAAAUGAUACUCGUGAUUGUGGCUUAGAUAAAGUAUACUUUUUUAACACAAAUAUUGCUUUUGAUAGAAAUGGAACAGUCAUCGCAAGAUACCGCAAGCAUAAUUUAUUUGGAGAAUAUGGAGAAGUUCUAUUGAAUUCAACAAUUGUUCCUACAAUUUCUAUAUUCAACACUGAUUUUAAUGUCAGCUUUGGACUGUUCACUUGUUUUGACAUUCUAUUCGAUAAACCAACGCUAACGUUAGUUAAAAAUUAUAAUAUCAGACAUUUUAUAUUUCCAGCAAGAUGGAUGUCAGAACUUCCAUUUUUAACAGCCUUACAAAUUCAAGAUGGAUGGGCGUACGUAAAUAAUGCAACUCUGUUAGCCUCAAAUGUAAAUGAUCCUAAAUAUGGAUCAACUGGUUCUGGAAUUUUUCAAGCCCGUACAAAGAACAAUGUUUAUUAUGCAACAGAAAAAGAAGAAUCGACAUUGAUUAUUUCAGAAGUAUCAAAAGAUAAUCGUUAUCUUCCACACUCAAAAUAUAUUUAUAAAAUUUAUCCUAAAUUUGGAGAAUCCAUUUUAUACGAGAAUAAACAUCCACCUGCUAAUAAUAACGAAUCAAUUUCAAUACAAACGGUUCCGUAUCAAAUGAAUAAUUAUAGUUUUAAGCCGUUGCCAUUAAAUAAAGAUAAAAUACAUGAGACAGUUUGCCAAAAUACUGUUUGUUGUGAAUUUAAUGUUAGCCUAAGUCGAAAUACGAGGCUUAUGAAUUUAAAUUCGACUAAUUAUAAGUAUCAAUUCGCAAUAGGGGAUGGAGUUCGAUCAUUUAGUAGUAUGACUAACGGAGGAAUACAAUCGUGUGGAAUUGUUGCCUGUACUACAAAUAAUACUAGUGGAUUAAGGUAA
Molecule: messenger RNA, 1316 nt
Organism: Chrysoperla carnea
Lineage: Eukaryota; Metazoa; Arthropoda; Insecta; Neuroptera; Chrysopidae
Product: vanin-like protein 1
Exons: 6
Coding region: 9-1316 (435 amino acids)
Source: RefSeq, a predicted model, not a curated record